Molecule: messenger RNA, 4676 nt
Organism: Bursaphelenchus okinawaensis
Lineage: Eukaryota; Metazoa; Nematoda; Chromadorea; Rhabditida; Aphelenchoididae
Source: the annotation of a GenBank genome assembly
AUGUUGUCGCAAAUUAAAGUAAGUUUUAGCUUUUAACUUUUUAUUAUUGACAAGGAAAGUCCCCAACCUGCCCAACUCCGAAUCAACUCAAAAUUUUUAUGUGUAUUGUUUGUGCCACUAAUAGUGCACAUAAAAGAUUUUAGCUCGCGCUUUUGAGUUUAAGAUUUAAAUAUUCGAGUUUCCCGCCAAUUUGGCAAAUUUGGCUUUGAGUUUCAAGCACUUUCUUUUUAAUUUUAAAAAAAAUAUAGGUCUUUUUAAUGGUUUUCAAUUAUUAUAUCAAAGAAAAAUUAUUACAUGUAAAAAACAACAAAGUUAUAAGCUUGAAACACAAUGCCAAAUUGGCGGGAAAUUCAAAAUGUAACUUUUUAUCUCUAUUUUCUUGAGGUUGGCUGUUGAUCGCGAUUUGGUGCUUUGUCGCAGACUUUAUAUUUACAUGAUCUUGCUAUUUAAAAAAGUAUGAAUUCAAUCAGAGCAGGGCAGGUCGAGGUAUUAAAUACAGUGAAACUCCUGCAAGCUCGGUACCAUUAAUAUAAAGACAUUGAUUGGGGGUUUGAAGACCGUUUGUUAUGAAUAACUUUUUUAUACAAAAGUUUAAAUGCACUUUGUUCUUUGUCUAUCACAAAAAAAUUGUUGUUUUAGCUGCGGCCAAGAAAAAGAAACGCAACAUCAAAAGACGGAAGAAGCAAAUGUGUCAAAAAAGCCAAAAUAAAUGAAUUUUCGACUAUUGAACUGCAUAUAAACAUGGACGGUAUCAGGAUUUAUUACGAGAACGCUAAGCAAUUUGUAUCAAGGCAUGGCGAUGAGCUAGAACGAUACAUUAAAAAAGCGAAAAAAUUCACAAAUUUUGGUAGGAUUGUAUUAACACAUGGAGGACUUCAUAGUUCCGGAUACGAAAUGAAAGUUGCCUAUCAAUUGGCACGAAUGAUUUUGAGUGAGUUGAAGCUUUUUUAAAAAUCAAAUCUUUUGUUGCGGAACCUAUGUUGUACCACUGGGAUCAGGGCCGGGCGCGAGGGGGGGGGGAGGGUACCCCCCCCAGAAAAAAAUUUUUGAAAAAAGUUGAAGGUGGUCCCCCCUGUGGAUUUUCGGAAAAAAAUUUUGCAAAAAAUCGGCACAGGUGCUACCUGUGCCGAUUUUUUUUGACCCCUGCCCCCAGACCAAAAGUCCCCGCCCGGCCCUGACUGGGAUAAUUAUUUAAGCGCGGCCUUUGGGUGUGCAUGAGCUGUUUCGGGCUAGUAGACCCUGGGGCCUUGGGGGAGGGGAGCCUAAUGGACUCUGGGACCUUGCUUAUGAGCUCCGGCCUUCUGGCCCAAACGGCCCGUCCCUUUCAAAUUUGCUUCGGCGUAAUCUAGUGGGCUUUCCUAGGGCUUAUCCCCUGUCUCAAUACCAUUAAUAACAAUAUAUGAUUUCAGAACAUUUCUCUGACUCGCAAAUAUGGUUUGAUACAAGCAAAACUAAAAGAGGAACCUAUCCUUAUUUAUUUGUGCGUGUGCUUUACGACGAACUAAAGAGUGGACUACAUACAGUUUUCUGUAACUACGACUUUAUUCCACAUCUGAUAGAUUGCCAAGCAAAUGUACUCAUCAAAUCGUUCAUUUUUGAAGCAUUUAAAUCGUAUGAUGACAUUGCUGCUCAUUGUAAGUAAUUUAUACUUUUGACUUCAUUUUUUUUGUUUCGGAAGUCUACAAUAGACUUCGAUUAGUAAGCUGAAGCUUUAUAGGUUUAGGCUUACUGGUCUGUCUUGAAUUUAAAACAAGAAGAUCAAAGCUUUAUAUUUUUUAGACUUUUUCCAACUUCAAGACUUGUCGCUAAACAGUUUCAUCAUUCCUGAAAAAAUCGACCGUUUUCGUUGGAUGUUUGUGAAAUACCAAAUGUCACCAUUCACCAAACUAAAGGCAUUUGGCUUUGCUUUAGACCUGACAUUAAAAAUCACAGAAAAAGCAUUGGACGACAUCUAUGAAGCAGUACAAACCAUGUGUCCAAACCUGGAAGCGCUUAUACUACAAUCAACUCCAGCUAGAAGAGACGCUAUGGAUCGAUGGGGUGCACGAGCGACUGAGACAAAAGAUCAUACCUACAACAACUUGGAGUUGGUUACCGAAAUGGUGGACAAAUUUGGUUUGAAUACUGUGAUUCGAUCGGCCAAAAACGUUAAAAGGUGUCAUGUGGUUGGAUAUACUAAAAUAUUCACAAAUGUGCUACGGGGAGUUGAAUAUAAGCAAUAUAUUGAUGCAGACAGUCAUUACAUAACGUUUCAGAUGGAAAAUGGUACUUUGACCAUUCAGUCUGAUGUAGUUAUGUAACUACCAACUUGAACAGAAUUUAGUUCAAGGUUUAGUCAAUUUAGUAUUAGGUAGUGUAUGAAAAUGUGUUGUCGACUAUGUUGUUUAAUAUUUAAUAUGUUUGAUAUUUUAAUAUAUUUUGUACUGUGGUUAAUAAAUUUUUAGUUAUUAUUGCAGAACAUAUGUGUAAUUGUAUGGCAGGAUAUGAUAGGAUAAGGUUGAGUAGAGUUCGAUAAAAUAUGGUAGAGUAAGGUAAGGCAGAGUAAGAUAAGAUAAAGUAAGGUAAGUUAGAGGAUAGGGUACAAUAAGGUAAGGUAGGGUAGGGUAAAAAUGAAAACCCGGCCUUCAAGGGGUGAAUUUUAGGCCUAAAGCUUUUUUUUCAGGUGCCAACAUAAAGAACCCGUUAUGUUUUACAGUAAAUUAUAGCAUAAGUAUGGCGGGUUCUUUAUGUCGGAACCUAAUAUUUUGCUCAAGCCCGUCCGACGGCAGGGUCAAGCCUGCCCUUUCUAUAUGCCUAGGGUAAAGUAUACAAUUUAAUUACUCUUUACUGUAGUAAAAAAUUAACAAUUUUAAAGCGCAUAAAGGCAACGUUUUGCUUUUUUGUUGAUACCUACAUAUAGUGUAGUCUGAUCAAAUGAAAAAUAUAUUCAUUUUCUUUUUUUUUGUUUUUUGCUUUAAGAGCAUAUUAUUAGUUAUAUUACCUUUGUUUUUAUUUUACUUUAGGUCUUAUAAACUGUUAUUAUUAAGUAUACUAUCAUAUACGUCACUUGUAUAACAAACUUCUACUACAACAAACUUUAUUCUUCUGUACUACCACCCGUUUAGUUAAUCAUACUUUACCUAUUUCUUCAAAAGUCGCUUCAAAAUUCAAAAGCUAUGUCUCUAGUAGAAUAUUCAAUACUAGGCUCCAACAACAAUAUUGCUUUAAUAAGACUAAAUCGACCAAAAGCACUAAACGCCUUAAGUCAAGAUUUAUUGAAAGCCAUAGCCAGCAAAAUUACUGAAGCCGACCAAGAUACAAAUAUCAAUGUCAUAGUAAUUACUGGGAAUGGUACUGCUUUUAGCGCUGGUGCUGAUUUAAAAGAGGCUUCUCAACUUGAUCUUGAACAGGUCUUGGGUGAUGACCAGGCUUCGGUUAGGGCAAUAUAUUCGGCCAAGAAACCGGUUAUUGCCGCGGUAAAUGGCGUAGCGUAUGGUGGUGGAUGUGAAUUGGCAUUGAUGUGUGAUAUUAUUGUGGUAGGUUAAUAUAAAUUUAAAAAUUACAGUAGGGUAGGGUAGGGUAGGGUAGGGUAGGGUAGGGUAGGGCCGAGUAAAAUAGGAUAAGAUAAGUACUCAGUACUAACUAAUAUGACCUUUUAGGCCAGUGAAUCAGCCCGCUUCGGCCAACCGGAAGUUCUCGUAGGCACAGUACCAGGUUGGGGUGGUACUCAACGCCUAACUCGAGCUGUAGGCAAAUCUUUAGCUAUGCAACUACUUCUCAGUGGUCAAUCAAUAUCAGCAUCUGAAGCCAAAGCCGUUGGAAUGAUAUCUUUUGUCGUGGAUAAAGAAAAAUUGUUGCCAGAAACCAUCAAAUUGGCCGAGAAGAUCGCCGAACAAUCGCCAAAAGUUGUCAGACUAAUUAAAGAAGCCACUAAUAAAGCGUUUGAGCUGUCAUUAGAAGAAGGACUGAGCUUCGAAAGACGUAUGAAUCAGGCUGGCAUGGGUUUGGUAAGUGUUUAAGUUGAAAUUUUAUGUUGUUAUAGGUUUUUGUACCAAAAAGUGAAAAGUCGUUUUAAACAGUAGAAACUCAAAAUCAAAAAUAUUGAGUUUAUACGUUUAAUAGGUUUAAAUAAGCACCAAAAAGCCUAGCUUUAAACGUUUUUGAAAAAAACGCCAUUUUAAAACUUUUAUGAAAUUUUAAAGUUUUCAGGCUUAAAAUUUAAAAAUUAGCGUAAUGCCAAAAGUAAAUGUAGCAAAAACAUCAAAAUUUGUAAACUGCCAUUUUAAGGCAUUAUAUAGAUGUUUAUAAUUAAUCAAGUUUUGAUCAAAUUACUGUAACAUACUGUAACUGCUUUCAGAAAGACCGUGUAGAAGGCAUGAUGGCAUUCGUCGAAAAGCGAAUGCCCAAAUGGACAAAAGCUAAAAUGUAAUUUGACAAUUUUGUUAAUAGCUCUUGAUCUACAUUUGGCAGUUUUCAUGCAUUAUAAUCAAUUUUCUAUUGUAUGUAAUUAUAAAGUUUUUUGUUUGUUUUGACGAAAUAUUACAAAUUAUUGAUUGUGACGAAGUGUCAAAAGAAUUAAAAAAUGUAAUUAUUUGUUAAAGAAUCAAUAAAAGAAUAAAAGCUCUUCAAAUAGAGUAUUUAAAGCAAUUUUUUAAAAUUUUUAUUUAUUUUUUAGACGGAAUGUCACAAAGUAUUGA